Saccoglossus kowalevskii is the source of this 1443-nucleotide messenger RNA. RefSeq lists its product as uncharacterized. Gene Ontology annotation, biological process: intracellular signal transduction; cGMP biosynthetic process; receptor guanylyl cyclase signaling pathway. Gene Ontology annotation, molecular function: guanylate cyclase activity; peptide receptor activity; adenylate cyclase activity. NCBI's taxonomy places the organism in Eukaryota, Metazoa, Hemichordata, Enteropneusta, Harrimaniidae. Gene Ontology annotation, cellular component: plasma membrane. The record is from RefSeq and is a predicted model, not a curated record.
AUGUGCAAUUCAAAGACAAGUCCCGCUCUUGAAAUGGAAUCUACUUCAAUAUCAAGCGCCAGAGCUGAGUCAAUCGAAUUUCCAAAACGAAAACGAGGGAAACAAGUCGAUUUGGUGAAGAUUUUAACAGUUGUAUUUAUUCCGAUCUCUCUUCUUCUAAUUCAGACCACACUGCAGCUUAUAGCCAUGACAACGGAGCAAAGGAAACUGGUAAUGAUUGAAGAGCAGAUAGAAAUAUGUUCCGUCUCAGAUGAUCUAAUCAGCGCUGUGCAAAUAGAGAGGACUAUGACGAUUGUCUAUCUGCAUGCGAACGAAACAGGUAUUUUUACCGAUUUGGAGGCGGUGUAUAACCACACGGACUCUAUAUUAAAGUCAGUUUCACUAGACAUAUUUACUACGAUGACAAUUUCGAAAGAAACCUGCAAGAAUUUGUUAAGUGCUCAUCGAAACCAUACUUCUGGUGGCGCCUAUGCGCAGGAUGCAAUCGGCUUCUAUUCGAACCUAAUAGACACGCUUUUGUCAGGGAUCACCGUAUCCAUAAAUAAAAACAACUAUGAUAGUAUGUGGAAAACACUGUUUGUCUAUGACAUGUUAAUCCGUGCAGAAGAAAAUUACAGUUCGGUGUUUGGAUUUGGAAUGGAAUGUUCCUCCCUCGGUGGAUUCAGACACAGCGACGACUAUGUGAAUGCUCUUGAAAACCUCGCCAUGGCUGAUAAUCACCUUGAGAUCGUGUUUAGGAAUGCCCCUCAAUUAAGAAUGCGAUGGGAAGAACUUUUGCUCGUUAACGGGGGAGUGGACACUGCUAUGAAAACAAUGCUUAGACAAGUCGUUCAUGGCAAUGAAACAACAACAAUUAGAAAUGAAUGGUAUAGGAACUUUACUACUUUUAUUGACAUUCUGCAUUCAUUGCGCGAUGACAUUAUAAAGACGAAUAUCGAAAAAUAUAACAAUGACGUCAAAAGAGUAAGGGAAACUAUUGCUAUCGAUUUGGUAAUAGUUAUCACUGUAGUCGUUAUUUUGCCAAUUAUCAUUCUAACAGUCCGUAAAAUGACGUCCUCACUUCAGUAUUACGCCCACAAUCUCGAAUGGAAAACAUACGAGUUAUAUAACGAGAAACAGAAAACCAACUCGAUGAUGUACCAGACGCUACCCAGGUCGGUCGCCCAGCAACUGCGAAUGAGUAAGUUUGUCCUCGCCGAAUCGUACGAUGCUGUGACUAUUUACUUCAGUGAUGUAGUUGGCUUUAACCGACUUGCAGCCAAGAGUUCACCAACGGAAUCUGUGAACUUUCUCAACGCGAUGUACAAAUUCUUGAGGCCAGCAGACAGAGCUGUACGAUAUGUACAAUGUAGAAACGACAGGGGACGUGUAUAUGCUUGCCAGUGGUUUACCAGAACGAAAUGGGCGUCGACAUGCCGGGGAAGUUGCCUCGGCGUCUCUUGA